CGUAGGACGUCGCUUCAGAGCAGAGGCAUCGGCCUCAUUUGCUGUCCACAAGGUGCGUCGUCAGAUCGCUCCCGGCUCUCAUCAUACACUUGUCUUCGUAUUGGGCGGAUAUGGGAAUAAAGCUCCUCCAAGUCGACACUGAGCGUCAGUGAUCGAAGUCGUUCGGCCUCUUCGCUUGAGGUCGACACGAGGCGGCCAACCUUAUUGCAUCGCAGUCUCACGCACCACAUACGUGUCCCUUGUUCACCAUCGUGGUCAACGUUCAAGCCGCAAGCUUCAGUCGUCUCCCACAAUCGCAGCCUCGUCGCGCACCAGGUACCGUAAACCAUACGAGAUGUCGUUGCAAUCUGAUCCGAACACCGUCGACGCCACGCAGGCAGUCCCCCCUACGACCGACGCACCAGCACCCUUCAAUAAGCCCACCGCCGAUCUCAUCCUCCGUUCGUCGGAUGGCAUGAACUUCCGCGUGCGGAAGGCCAUACUCGCAGAGGCAUCUCCCGUAUUCGAGGACAUGUUCAUGCUCCCUGCGUCGCAGGACGCUGACCACCCGGCCGGCAGUCUCCCCGUAGUCCCAAUGACGGAGGACAGUUGCACCCUGGAGGGGUUGUUGCGUCUGUGUUACCCAGCCAACGACAUGCCAUUACAGACGUUGGACCAGGCAUCUGCCCUGUUGGAUGGAGCAAAGAAGUACGCUAUGGAUGGCGCGCAGCGCUUCCUACGUCAAAGGCUCUUGUCCUUCGCCGAAACCUCCCCGGUGCAAGUUUAUGCACUCUCUGUGCGCCAUGAGCUGCCGGAUGUAGCAAAAGCCGCCGCACAGGCGUUCCUCGCGAUCACCAUCUCGAACAACGAACUGAGGAAAUCAACAGACCUUCGACAUAUCAGCACUUCUGCGUUCCUGUGCCUCCUCGACUACCGCGACCGCUGUGCUAUCGCUGCCAUGGGCGUUUUUGACAACUUCACUUGGAUUGAUGCGAAGAGAUGGUGCUGGCUCGAGGCAUGUUGCCAAAGUCAGGGGAUCGUUCUUGUGUUUGAAAAUGGUGUUCAAAGGGACCCUCGAGCAUGGUGGCUACGAUUCAUGGCACGCUGCCGCGGCCUGGUGAAGGCGAGCCCAUGCGGAAAGGCGCUCGCCUCUCACAGCUGCACAGACGUGGCUCUCCAGGAGGCCGGGAGGUGUAGAAGCUGUGUCUCCCGUGCACCAGUUGAAUUGGAUCAAUUUGUGGUUUGUCUCAUGGCUCAGGUAGACAAUGCGGUCGCACAGGUUGAAUUAGACAUGGAUUGGUAGCCACUGCAGACCCUGCCACGACCACCAGAUGACCGCUAUCGUGCAGGCCAGGCGGCUGGUCCGAUUGGUCUCCUUACACCAUAUACAGUGCCCCGCUCAACAGAUGACAUGAAGCCGUCAAGUUUGCUGGGGAUGUCACUUUUCGGACGUCAGACGAGUACUUAGGUGGUUUUCAACCACAACCGUCUGAUGUGUUUAUUAUCCCUGGCGCUUAAAAUAUGUCUUCCCAAAAUGACCGUUUUUGCGUGUAGUAUGCAUCAAGGACACGGCUUCAAACGUAUACAAGGCUCAUAGACACCAGUCUGAAUGCAGCGGGAAGGUGCUAGGCACUCUGGCACGGGUGGG
This is a messenger RNA of Fomitopsis serialis, 1627 nucleotides long. RefSeq lists its product as uncharacterized. Gene Ontology annotation, molecular function: protein binding. The transcript has 4 exons. The record is from RefSeq and is a predicted model, not a curated record. Bases 335 to 1282 code for a protein of 315 amino acids. Lineage: Eukaryota; Fungi; Basidiomycota; Agaricomycetes; Polyporales; Fomitopsidaceae.